Molecule: messenger RNA, 1110 nt
Organism: Cucumis sativus (cucumber)
Lineage: Eukaryota; Viridiplantae; Streptophyta; Magnoliopsida; Cucurbitales; Cucurbitaceae
Product: desiccation-related protein PCC13-62
Exons: 3
Coding region: 37-1011 (324 amino acids)
Source: RefSeq, a predicted model, not a curated record
AUGUACCUAUAAAGCAAAUGCAAAACAUAUUGAGAGAUGAUCAGAGCUUCAAAACACAAUAUGAGAAUGAAAAAUGCAUCAAUUAUCUUUUGGUCAUGGUUUUUCUUCCUGGUUUACUUGAGUCGAGUCGUAGUAUGUAAUAAUAUCAUCGAUCAAUGUCAACCGAUGGUAGCACCAGAUAUUGAAGUUGUUCGAUUCGCCUCGAAUUUCGAGUACCUUGAAGGUGAGUUCUUCUUGCAUUGUGCGCUUGGUGAAGGGAUUGACUCCAUUAAUCCAAAUUUAGCAUUUGGAGGACCACCACCAAUUGGUGCUCAAAAGGCCAAUUUAGAUCCUGUUACUGCUAACAUCGCCAAGGAAUUUGGAUAUCAAGAAAUUGGACAACUAAGAUCUGUAAUCGAGGCAGCUGGUGGAAGAGGAAUUAAAAGGCCAUUGUUGAAUCUAAGUAAAGAAGUAUUUUCAGAUAUAUUUGACGAAGCAAUAGGGUUUAAGUUGGAACCAAGAUUUGAUCCAUAUUCAAAUUCAAUCAAUUUUCUACUUGCUGCCAAUAUGUUCCCUUACACCGGACUUGUUGGACUUGUUGGAGCAACUCCUUUGCUUCUCCUUCCCCAAUCUCGCAAGCUAGCAGCAUCGUUGCUUGGUGCGGAGUCCGGACAAAAUGCGGUUAUACGAACGUUGCUGUACCAGAGGGCCAACGAGACAGUAGAUCCGUAUAAUAUAACAGUGGCGGAGUUCACGAACCUCACCUCGACGCUGGCAAACAAGCUGGGGAAAUGCGGGCUCAGAGAUGAAGGAAUUAUGGUACCUCUGUCACUCGGAGCAGAGAAUCGAACCGAGAGCAAUAUUCUUGCCGCUGAUGUGAACUCUCGUUCGUAUUCUCGAACAGUACGAGAGCUCUUACGGAUACUAUAUGGAAGUGGUAGUGAAAGUAAGGUUGGUGCCUUUUUUCCAAAGGGUGCUAAUGGUUUGAUUGCAAGAAGCUUCCUAAUUGGAAGAGAAGAUCCAAUAAUGUGAAACAAAUCUUGACUAUGGGAUAAAUAGUAUAUUAUAUGUAAUAAAUUAAGAUGGAAAUUCGACUUUCCAAACAAAUAUAUAUAUAAUCCUUUUCAAGUA